AUGCCUGUUCACGGUAAACAGACACGCCACCCAUCGGAUCCCUACCGCAAGCCGCCGCGGAGAGGGACCUCGAGCUGCCAAGAAUGCCGCCGUCGCAAGAUCCGCUGCGACUAUGAGCCCAGGUCGUCGCCCAGCUGCACGCCCUGCCAACGGCGCGGGAACCCGUGUGUACCCCAACUCGCACAGCCGCUUGACUACCAUACCCCUGACCGACAUCGUGAGGUCCGCCAGCGCCUCGUCCGACUCGAAGCCCUGGUCGACCAGCUCAUGCGUCAGCCUAGCCCUGCCUCGUCCUCUACCAGGGCACAGAUCCAUGCGUCUUCGCUGAAAGGGCCGGACCCACGGAGUAUCGUAGAAACAAACGGCGAUGGCAGAACUCGCCAUCAACCCGCAAACAAGACCACGGAUUGCUCGGCUGCUGUAGUGGCCUCUCCAAGCACCACCACCGCCACCAUCACGAGCACAAACAACCAAGACGCCCUCCGCCGCCUCCUCCACUCCGCCUUCCCCCCGCGCGAGGCCAUCGUCCUCAUCGUAGCCCGCGGCGACCCGCCAGGCUCCCCGCUCCGCAAAUUCAAACAAGCCAGCAACUUCCUCCUGGACGACGACGCCAGCCAUGCCACCCAGGACCGGGACCACCACCCGCACGCAGCCCUCAUCACCAUCCCGCCAAGCCCAGCUGCCGCUAUCCCGCUCGCCCUGCUCGCCCGCACCCUCCUCAACCUAGCCAUAUCCCUCCAGCAGCUGGGCCCGGCCGUGCGCAACGACGGGUCGGCCGUGGGGCUGCCGCUGCCGCCGGCGGGGCCGUCGAGCACGCGGGCCGCGGCCGCGCGCUUGUUUGAUAUUGCGACGCGUUAUCACAUCGCCACGUCGUCGUCGUCGUCGCGCGCGGACGGGCAAGACGCCGACGACGACGACGCCGUCGCUGCCGUCGAGCUGCUCAUGCUCCAGGGCGUGUACCACGUCAACGCGGGCGACUGGCGCCGUGGAUGGGCGGUGUUUCGGCGGGCGCUGGGCGUGGCGAGGGCGUGGGGGCUGCAUGAUGGGGCGUCUUCUUCGGUGGCGGCGGGGAGGCGGGGAUUGGAUAGGGAUAGGGGUAGUGGGAGUGGAAGUGGUGGUGCGGCCCGGACGGCGUGGUUCCGGCUUGUGUACAGCGACAGGUACAUGUCGCUGCUGCUCGGCGUUCCCGCGGCCGUCGGCGCCGACGACAGCUCCCUUGCCGGCGCCGUGGACGGCCACGCAAGCGAGCUGCGGAGAGUCGAGCACAUGCAUGCCGUGCUGACCGGCCGCAUCGCGGCUCGGAAUGAGCGCCUGCGCCGGGGCCGGUUCUGGUUCCGGCGACCACGCGAGGCGGUGAUGACCAGCGUGGAGGAAGAAGACGAGCAAGCAGAGCUAGAACAGGCCUACCGCGACACGCUGGACAUCGACGACGGAAUGAAGCAGGCCAUGCGCGCUCUCCCCGCCCCCGAGCUUUGGGUCUUGUCGCCCGCCACAACAGCCGCGCCGUCGCCGGCCGAGAUCAAGACGUCCACCGCCCGCCUGUUCUCCCAGCUCAAGCACUUCAACCUGCUGGUCCUGCUGCACUUCCCCUACUUGAUGCUCAACCUCGACUACCGGCACCAACAACAACAACAACAACAACAACAACAACAACAACAAUCAUCCCCCCCACCCCGGCGCUGGCCGAGGCUGGUCGCCAAUGGCUACAGCCUACAGACGGCGGUGCACGCAAGCCGGGAGGUGCUCGCGCGCUUCCGCGCGUACAGCCGGCUGCGGCACGUGCCGCUGUUCUACCGGGGGUUCGACCUGAUGGGCGUGACGGCGGCGGCGGUGCUGCUGCUGGCUCACGUCGACGCGCACGCGCACCACCACCACCACCGCCGCCGCCGUCGCGUGGGCGUGGGCGUGGGCGGCACCGGCGCCGGCGCCGGCGGCAAUGGCAUUGGCAAUGGAAAUGGCAAUGGCAGCAGCGUGCUCGAGCACCAGCGGCCGGGGGACCUGCACCUGGUGGGGUGCGCGGUGGGUUGCUUGGAGGCGAUGGCCGUGCUGGGCGACGACGCGGCCGGUCGGGCGGGUGCUGAGCUGCUGCGGAGGCUGGCGGCGCUUGAGCGGGAUGCGGCCGAGGGGCGGCACGAGUAUGUGGUGUGGAGGGAGGAUGGGCCUGCUGGUGAGCUGGGAUGCGGCGUGCGCGAGGAGGAGGGCGGCGUCCGGCUGACGGUGCCGCACUUUGGCGUCAUCCACGUCGUGCGCAGGGAGGUGAUGGCCGGAGUCAUGGCCAAGGCUUGCUUCUGA
Messenger RNA from Thermothielavioides terrestris NRRL 8126, 2292 nucleotides. RefSeq lists its product as uncharacterized. Gene Ontology annotation, biological process: regulation of DNA-templated transcription. The record is from RefSeq and is a predicted model, not a curated record. Gene Ontology annotation, molecular function: DNA-binding transcription factor activity, RNA polymerase II-specific; zinc ion binding. The transcript has a single exon. Lineage: Eukaryota; Fungi; Ascomycota; Sordariomycetes; Sordariales; Chaetomiaceae. The coding region runs from base 1 to 2292 and encodes 763 amino acids.